Messenger RNA from Saprolegnia parasitica CBS 223.65, 1931 nucleotides. RefSeq lists its product as hypothetical. NCBI's taxonomy places the organism in Eukaryota, Oomycota, Saprolegniomycetes, Saprolegniales, Saprolegniaceae. Gene Ontology annotation, biological process: transmembrane transport. Gene Ontology annotation, cellular component: membrane. Gene Ontology annotation, molecular function: secondary active sulfate transmembrane transporter activity. The transcript has a single exon. Bases 1 to 1911 code for a protein of 636 amino acids. The record is from RefSeq and is a predicted model, not a curated record.
AUGGCGCCGUCUCGGUGGUCGCGGCGCUUCCCGCUGCUAGAGUGGGUGCCCGCGUAUGAUGUUAAGCGCGACCUCAAGUUCGACUUGAUCGCUGGCGUGACCGUGGCCAUGAUGAUCGUGCCGCAAGAGAUCUCGCUCGCCAACGUCAUGAACGUGCCGCCGCAGUAUGGCCUCUACACGGCGGCGAUGACGCCGGCGCUCUACACGAUCUUUGGGACGUCCCGCGUCCUCUCGGUCGCGAACGGCGCCGAAGUGAGUCUCAUGGUCGGCACGUACCUCCAGACGAUCCCGACCGCCGCUGAGCGCAUCGCGGUGGGCAUUUUCCUCUCGUUUCUGAUUGGCGCCAUCAACAUGGUGCUCGGGUGCCUCCAGCUCGGCGUGAUCGCCGACUUCUUCUCUCGACCUGUCAUGGGCGGCUUCCUCUCUGGCGGCGGCGUCCUCAUCAUGAUCUCGCAGCUGCCGACGUGGUUCCAGCUGACGUUGCCAACGUCGUCGUACCCGCUCGAGACGCUCUACCGCGUGUGCACGCAUCUCGGCGACGCCAACGCCAUCUCGUUUGGCAUUGGUCUUGUCUCGAUCAUCGUGCUCUCGCUCUUCAAGUACGCCAAGGCGCACUGGGUCGACGCGCCAAAGCUCAACGAGCUACUCGAGUCCCCGCGCGCGUUCCAACCGCUGCAUGAGACCUCGGCGCCGCUCGCGUCGCACCGGACGUGGGGCUUUUCGCUUACCGACUCGGACUUUGCUUCCAUGGAGCACGUCCCGUCUAUGCCCAGCGAUAGCCGCGAGGCGUUGCCGCUGCGCACUGCGUCGUCGUCCAAGGCGUACAAGGUUGUGAUUUUUGUACUCAAGACAUGCCUCGACCUCGGCCCGCUCUUCAUCUGUGUGUUUGGCAUCCUCGCGGGGUACCUCAUUGGCGAGACGCGCGUCAAGGUCACGGGCCAUGUACCCCAAGGUCUUCCGUCGCCAGUGCUGCCGUGGUACGGGUACAGCGAGCACAUCAUCACGUCGGUCAACUUUUCCGACGUGUUUUUGCAAGCCGCGACGAUCGCGGUCAUUGUCUACUCGACGAGUAUCGCGAUGGCCAAGCGGCUCGCGGUGCGCGGCAACUAUGACAUUGAUGCCAACCAAGAGCUCCUCGGCCUCGGCUUCGCCUCCGCCAUCGGGGCCUUCUUCCAAGUCAUGCCACCGACGGGGGGUAUGUCCCGGACGGCGGUCAACGUGCAGAGCGCACGCACGCAGCUCGCGUCCUUUGUGACCGUCGCGCUCGUGCUGUUUGUGCUGCUCUUCCUCACCAACGCGCUCCAUUUUCUACCCAAAGCGAGCCUCGCGGCCAUCAUCAUUGUCGCUGGCUACUGGCUUAUCGAGACGCACGAGGCGACGUGGCUGUAUACCGCCAAGCGCGACGAAUUCGUCGUCUGGAUCCUCUCGUUCGUGCUCACGAUCGGCCUUGGGAUCCUACCGGGCCUUUUCAGCUCCAUUGGGUGCUCGCUCCUCGCCGUCAUGAUCAAGACCAAGCGCCCGAACGUGUGUCUCCUCGGUGAGACCGAGGACGGCCAUAUCGUCGACUUGAGCCUUCACAACGAGCUGAGCGCGCGCGUGCCCGACGACGCCAUCUUGGUCCGCGUCGAGGGAUCGCUCUACUUUGGCAACGCCGAGUUUGUGUCGCAGUUUCUGCUUUCGCAAGUCGUACUGCACCCGGGCCGUCAUUUCGUCGUGCUGGACGCGAGCUACCUCUACGACGUCGACGCCACGUCGCUGCAAGUGCUCGCGACGGUGGCCGAGCGCUUAUGCGCCCAAGGCAUCCGGUUCUCGGUCGCAGGCGCCCGCGGUGUCGUCGCGUCGAGCUUGGAGUCGCUUGUAGACGUGAGCACGUUGCCGUUGAGCCUUGCGCUUCUGCACGUGCGUCGUUGAAUAAGUAGCUACACGAUCCG